GAAAAAAUGAUUUUGCAAUUGAUAUGACACCAUGGCAGAGUACGUGAAGAACAUCGCCGAAAAGGAUCCAUGGGAUCGAUGGGAGAAAAUGCACGCUCGCAACAAUGUUGGUUUCGACAGAAUCAUCUCCAAAUUGGAGAUUCUACUUCAACACUACAACUGCUCGCCGAGCUCUUCCCAUGGUGCAUCGAACUCACCCAAAUACAUCCCUACAUCAGAACCAGAACCAUUGAAUAUCAAUUUGUUGAUGCAUGAUGAAUUACGUUCACCUGCAAAACAGGUCGAGGUUCCUUCUGUUCAUGAGCAGCUAUUAAUGGAAGAAGAGAUAGUCGCUUUUGCAAAACAGAUCGAGGAUCCUUCUGUCCCCGCUAAGCCAAUUUUAGAAUCGCCGGAGCCGUAUUUUGACAACUUGGUUACUGAUUCGACGAAACUAGUAGAUGAUCUCGGCGAAUUAGCUUUUGAUAACGUGCAGAGGAUUGGAGAAUUUCGACGAGAGGAUGGGUUUGAGGUUCAAUGUGACACAAAUCUCACGGUUCAUAACAGUGGAAUUAUAGCGACACCAGAAUUGUCGAAAGCAGAGCCAAUCACAACACAUUCAGUCCAUAACGACGAUACUUCACGGCUCGACGAAUCGCAACGCAAAGUCACCGACAAUGAUGUAGCGGGAAAUCGAGGUUUAUCUCUUCAAAGUGAAAUUCCUUUUGCAUUGUAUUUGACAAGUAUAGUGAAUAAUCAUGCUAGUAGUAUGGAACCUAAGUUUCAAUUACAUUGGGAUGAUCUCUUAACUAAGCACAAGGUGGUGCUAGUGUCAAUAUAUGGAAAUUUAGCAGUUGACAUCACAGGGAUUCAAUAUGAUUCUAGGCUUAUUCCUCCUGAUGCACAAUCUAGUUUACUCAAUUUUGGCCACCAUGUGUUUGCUGAAAUGUGUGAGCAAGGUGUUCUCUCUUGGACUGGCUUAAUUCUAGGCUCUGUGGCUAGAAUUAAUGGCUGGAAUGGGAAGCAGGUUCAGUCAGACCGUACAAGCCUUGCAAGUUUCACAGAAUGGUAUGAGACACCACUACCUAAACCACCAGUUUCUGCAUUAUUGAGCCCUCUACUAUCACUUGAACCACCUAAUGGUGUAGCCGUUGAGAACCGCUUAAUGUUUCCACCGCCGCCAAAACCACCAGGUCACGGUUUUCAAUUGCAAGUGACGCGGGCAACCGCUGUUCUUCCACCACCUCCUGAGCCUCCCGAUGUAGAACACAUAGUGGUGGUUUUGCAGGGAUUUGCUACACUUAUAUUUCCUUGUUUGACUGGCUUAAGGAGCUUGUAUCGAAAUGGAUAUCGUGUGACUGACUCGAUACUUGAGAGCUUGAGCAUUUUGUCUCAACUUGUGAUUCUUCAUAAUUUUGACAGCAAAUUUUAUACCUUAGUUUCCAUAUUAAUAAUGAAGUUAGUGCAUGCAAGAACCCAACAGUGGAAUUUUCUAAAGGUUAGUAAUCAAUACAGUGGGAAAGGAAAUGUUAAUUUGGAUGAGAUGUACGCUUCUUAUGAAAACAGGGGUCUGCUAGCAGUAGUCAAUUACACUCUACAUGACUUAUUAGCAUUUCAUGCAUAUGGAGCUGAUAUCAAUCAAAAUAAAGAAAUGUGUGUUGAAGCCUUGCAACAUUUGAAAAGCUUCUGCCCUUUUGUUGAUAAUCUCAAACUAGAUAUAACUUGCAUUAAUGCAAUAGCUUCUUGUUUCUCAAGAUUUGAGUAUAGCAACUCAGAGAGUUGGCACUUGGGUAGGGAAGCCAAAGUUGAUGUUGGCUGGUGGAUAAAAUAUCUUUCAGUUUUGAGGAUUGAUAAUUUUCAAAUAGUCAUAACAAUUGAAAACUCUACAUUCUUUGUAUUCUAUUUGUCUGAUAUUCACUUUAGCAAUUACCAUGUAUGUCAUGAUGUGGAGCUUGUGAGCACUGUGGCGUUUUCACAUGCAAAGGGUUCUCUUCAAAUCUCCAAUGAGUCACUAGAUACAAAGAUGAGACAUCAAGCAACUCAAUUAUGUGGCAACACAAUCCAAUUAAUUGAGAAGCUUCAUGCUACUUUAAAUACAGCUGUGUUAUUACAUAAUUGUGGGGUAUGUGACAUGUCUAAGAUGAUUUUAGAUUGUUCUAAUUUUCUAAUUGUGGGGUAUAUAAAAACUGGUGUAUUAGACAGAAAAGUAUUGCUAUCUUUGGAGCUUGUUUCUAAAUGUUGGAUGGUUGUGGCGAUGCAAGUAGAUUAUGGAGAUUUUGAUCUUAUGAGAUUGAAUUGUGGUUGUGUCUACUGUGUUUUGAGGUUGAAGAAAAGAGACAUCACCUCCUAUUCAAGUUUAGCUGUGCUUAGUCAAUUUAGUUUGAUUCACUAUUGCUUUAGGAAUGCUCAUCUUUCUAUUUGGUUGCCUAAAUUCAAUAUUCAAGGGAACAUUGCUGAUAGUUAUGGUCUUUGUUUUCUUCUUUUGGUUACCUAUGCUACUGUUGGCAUUUGGAAGGAUGCCAAACAAUUGUGGUUGGGUGGGGCUGCAAUGAAGUGCGUGUUUGAAGGCGACUAUUGGAAAUUUGCACAACCAUUGUAUUAUGUAGAACUCAAUACUCGAAAUGGGCCGCAAUUAGCAUACAAGAAAAAUCAGAAUACACAAAAUAUUCUUGCCACUAAAAGUAACUUUGGCAAAAUUUCUCAUUGCCUAAGUGAUAAAACUUAUGCUGAUGUGCAGAUGUUUCCUUUGUCAUGGGGUGGUGCAUUUGAAUUUAGCCAUGUCAUAGUUACCUCAAUGGACUCACUGGAAGAUGAUAUUUUGGAUGGUGAUCUCAAUGCUAUUUGCAUAAACAUCAACUUCUUAACUGAGGUGGUGACGACAUCCAUUUGGACCAUUUGUAAUCAGUUUCUAAUUUCUUGUGCCCACUUCAAACAAUGGGAUCCCGGUCAGCAUUUGGAGAUGUGCACAACAAUUUGGUCCUUCAAAUUCAAGCAAUGGGAUCCGGGUAAAAUUGGUGCUAUGAGUAAUUUUUACAACCUUGAGGACAAGGUUGAUUUUAAAGGGGAGGGUAUUGUAAUGAAUCUACUAAAUUGGAUAGGCCCAAAAUAGGAGUUAGUCAACUUCAGCCCAAAAAAAAUGGGACUAUGUGGAGAAAUGAGUUAUUAUUAAUAGGGUAAUAGGAGUAUUUUGUGAGUUAUGUGAUUGGUGAAGUUGUUAUUCUUCUCUCCCAAACUCUCUUUUCACAUCUCAAAUUCCUUUGUAUUGCAACUAUUUGAUCUAAGUUCAAUAAGAAUGAUUCCUAUCUUA
This is a messenger RNA of Trifolium pratense (red clover), 3283 nucleotides long. RefSeq lists its product as uncharacterized. The coding region runs from base 32 to 3085 and encodes 1017 amino acids. The record is from RefSeq and is a predicted model, not a curated record. Lineage: Eukaryota; Viridiplantae; Streptophyta; Magnoliopsida; Fabales; Fabaceae. The transcript has 2 exons.